This is a messenger RNA of Spinacia oleracea (spinach), 1981 nucleotides long. RefSeq names its product probable polyol transporter 4. NCBI's taxonomy places the organism in Eukaryota, Viridiplantae, Streptophyta, Magnoliopsida, Caryophyllales, Amaranthaceae. The coding region runs from base 250 to 1812 and encodes 520 amino acids. The record is from RefSeq and is a predicted model, not a curated record. Gene Ontology annotation, biological process: transmembrane transport. Gene Ontology annotation, molecular function: transmembrane transporter activity. The transcript has 3 exons. Gene Ontology annotation, cellular component: membrane.
UUUCAUCGGUAUAAACUGUGAGUCUGUUACGACCAACAAAAGUUUUGCAGAUAUUUCUUCUCGUAACGUUAGUUCGUUGGAUCAUUUGGAUGGCUGUCAACCUGUCACCAUACGUACUGGGUUUUUCUGCUUUUUUUUGGCUACUACAGAAAGGAGGAUGAAUCAAUAAAGCUUUGCAUUUGUAUCGUGUGUUCGCCUUUUUCCCUCCUCUUCAGAAGGCGGCAGCUGAGCCAACUGAAGUCAGGAGAUAUGGGGUUGCUAAAUGGAAAUUCAGAAAUGUCCAACAUUGAGAUGGGAAGUCAAAAUAAGUACAACAGGAUGGAUUCUGAAGUUGGAGAGCAUGACAAUGAAUCUUCAAGUUACCAUCAGGAGCAAGAUAAGAUAAACAGUACCAGAAAUUAUGUUAUGACUUGCGCCUUUUUCGCUUCUGUCAAUUCUGUUCUUCUUGGUUACGAUGUUGGUGUAAUGAGUGGAGCAAUCAUAUUUAUCCAGGAAGAAUUAAAGAUAACCGAGGUGCAACAAGAAGUAUUAGUAGGGUGUUUGAGUAUUGUUUCGUUGAUAGGUAGUCUGGUAGGAGGAAGAACAUCUGAUGCAAUUGGAAGGAAAUGGACGAUGGGUAUAGGAGCAAUCAUAUUUCAAUUAGGAGGUUUGAUAAUGACUGUUGCUAAUUCUUUCCAGAUCUUAAUGGUUGGAAGACUUUUAUCAGGGAUUGGUAUCGGGUUUGGAGCAACCAUCAUGGGUGUUUACAUAGCUGAGAUAGCGCCUGCUAGCUCAAGAGGAUUUCUCACUACAUUUCCUGAGAUCUGCAUCAAUCUUGGAAUCCUUCUGGGUUAUGUCUCAAACUAUGCAUUUUCAGGUCUUCCUGCAAAUAUCAACUGGAGGGUAAUGCUUGCUUUAGGGGUACUCCCUUCUGUAAUCAUAGGAUUUGCACUCUUGGUAAUCCCAGAAUCACCACGUUGGUUGGUUCUUCAAGAUAGAGUUAAUGAAGCAAGAACGAUAUUAAUGAAAACGAUUGGAGAUGAAAAGGAAGUAGCGGAAAGACUUGAUGACAUUCUAAAAACUGCCAGCAAAGCGAAAUCCAACAACUCUCAAGAGAAAGCUGUUUGGCGUGAAAUUGUAAAGCCUAGUCAUGCAGUUUAUAAAAUGCUUGCUGCUGGUGUUGGGUUACAGUGUUUCCAACAAAUCACAGGAAUAGAUGCAUUAGUUUAUUACAGUCCAACGAUUCUUAAAACAGCUGGGAUAGAGGGUAACUCUCAGCUCUUAGCAGCUACAAUUUCUGUUGGAGUUACAAAGACAGCUGCGAUACUAGUUGCCCUUUUACUCAUUGAUAGAAUUGGUAGAAAGCCGCUGUUGUAUACCAGCACGAUUGGGAUAACCAUUUGCUUGUUUUGUAUAUCACUGAGUUUGCCAUUCAUGGGAAAAGGACCAAUUGGGAUUGCAUUGGCAAUAUUAUUUAUCUGUGGCGAUGUCGCCUUCUUUUCAAUAGGAAUAGGUCCAAUUUGCUGGGUUUUGACUUCAGAGAUUUAUCCGUUGAGGAUACGAGCUCAAGCAGUAGCUGUUGGUUUUGCGGCUAACAGGGUCUGCAGUGGGCUUGUUAGCUUGUCCUUCCUGUCUGUUUCCAACGCCAUUUCAGUGCCCGGGACGUUCUUGGUGUUUUGUGCGUUUUCUGCACUUUCGGUAGUGUUUGUCCAUAAGUUUAUUCCAGAAACAAAAGGAAAGACACUAGAGGAAAUCGAGUCUUUGUUCCAAGAGAGAGAGAGAUUAAAGGAGGGUCACUUAGACCUCGCAGACACUCGGCAUUUAGUAUCAUAAAAGUUUAGUACCAACAUUUGUUAAUUCAAUGACAUUGGCCAUACAUUGUUUUCUUGUACAAAUAUUCAUGUACCUAGAAGCAGGGAAACAAAUCAGAUUCAGAUUGCAAACAAAAAUUAUAGUUGUUUAUCUUAGGGGUUUUUCGUUCAAUACUAUUUCCUUCUCUUAA